CAACAAAACAAAAUGAGAUAUCAAUCUCAUUCCUGGUUUGACUUCCGUAAUAUAUAGUUGCAAUAUUCCACAGACAGAGAAACAGAGAGAAGAAGAAGAAGAAGAAGAUGGCCAAUCUUGCUGCUGCUGGUGGAAGUAUUAAUGCAACUGGGAGUGGCAAUAGUAAUAAGCCUCACGCGGUGUUCAUUCCAUUCCCACUGCAAGGCCACAUAACACCAUUGUUGAAACUUGCAAAGCUGUUCCACCACAGGGGUUUCCAAAUCACCUUCGUCAACGCCGCCUUCAUCCACCGCCGCCUUCUCAAAUCCUCUGCAGCCUUUAUUUCUUCUGUGGCCGGCUUUCGAUUCAAAACCAUGCCCGACAGCCUUCCUUUUGGCGAUGAUGAGGAGCUCAGUCCACAGCUACUCUUCUCCAUCUGCCAAGCCUCCCGCUACAACUUCUUGCUUCCAUUUCGCCAACUUAUUUCUAAACUCAACGACGAUGAUGGCAGUGCAGCAGCUCCGGUGACUUGUAUUGUAUCUGAUGCUCUUAUGGCCUUUCCCAUCACUGUUGCUCAAGAAAUUGGGGUUCCUGGCUUCCUUUUCUGGCCUAAUAGUGCUUGUGGUUUCAUGAGCAUGAAGCACUAUAACCUUCUCAAGCAAAGAUCUCUUAUACCACUUAAGGAUGAGCUUGCAGACACCAUUGUAGAUUGGAUUCCUGGAUUGAAAGAUAUCCGUCUUAAGGACAUUCCAUUUGUAGAAAUAGACAACUGUGACUUCCCCAUGAGAGAAAUGGAGGAAGCAUACAAAGCUUCGGGAAUCAUUUUCAAUACUUUUGACAUCCUCGAGCAAGAUGUUUUGGAUGCCAUCUCGGCCAUGUUUCCUCAUGUUUAUACCGUUGGCCCUCUUCAGCUUCUCCUCAACUCAACCUCUGAUGAUGGGUUGAAGUCUAUUAGCUGCAGUCUAUGGGAAGAAGAAUCUGAGUGCCUGCAAUGGCUCAAUUCUAUGAAACCCAACUCAGUUGUUUACAUAAGCUUUGGCAGUGUUGCAGUCAUGGAGCCACAGCAGCUGACUGAGUUUGCCUGGGGCAUCGUCAAUAGCAACCAACCUUUCUUAUGGAUAAUUAGACCCAAUUUGGUGAUGGGGGAGGCGGCAGCACUGCCACCUGAGUUGCUAGAAAAGAUUGAAGGGAGAGGUAUGAUCGCAAAGUGGUGCCAACAAGAGCAAGUUCUUAAGCACCCCUCAGUUGGAGGGUUCUUGACGCAUUGUGGAUGGAACUCAACUCUCGACAGCUUAUGUGCUGAAGUGCCCAUUUUGUGUUGGCCAUGGCUUGGUGAUCAAUGUAUAAACCGUAGAUAUAGUUGCACCCAUUGGGGUAUUGGCAUUGAGAUGAAUAAGGAUGUGAAAAGAGACGAAGUGGAGAAGCUUGUGAGAAACUUAAUGGAGGGAGAUCAGGGGAAAGAAUUGAAGAAAAAGAUCAUGGAGUGGAAGAAAUUGGCAGCGGAGGCCACAAGUGACGGUGGAUCCUCAUUCAUGAAUUUGGAAAAAUUGGUGAAUGAAGUACUAGGAUAAUUUUUACGUUUUUUAAGCAUUGUAAUAAUUCCUUUUUUGGUCUGGGAAUGUGCUGCCUUAGCUCCUUUGUCUUGUUGGAUUCAAGAGAGUAGAAAAAAAUAAAAAUAAAAAAUAAAGAAACGACGGAGCUUUUACUUUGUGAAUCAUUCUUAAUGAUGUGCAAUAUAUAUGGCUGAGACAUUAUUUACCAUUUGAUUUUGUGGGUUUAUUGUAAUUUCAUUUUUUUAAAUAAAAAAGAAAAACAAUAUUCAGUUA
Messenger RNA from Camellia sinensis, 1805 nucleotides. RefSeq names its product 7-deoxyloganetin glucosyltransferase. NCBI's taxonomy places the organism in Eukaryota, Viridiplantae, Streptophyta, Magnoliopsida, Ericales, Theaceae. Gene Ontology annotation, molecular function: quercetin 3-O-glucosyltransferase activity; quercetin 7-O-glucosyltransferase activity. The record is from RefSeq and is a predicted model, not a curated record.